UCUCUCUCUCUCUCUCUCUCUCUCCUCGGCCUUUUGCUUUCUCUCUCUUCCUUCUUCGCUUCUCCUCAGCAACGAAGAAGGAAGAGAAGCGGAGGAAGGAGGAGGAAGGAGGGGGAAGAGGAGGGAAGCUUCAGCUCGAGCUCGAAGCAUCUCCCCUCCCCGGCAGCAGCGGCCGCCGACGCCGGAGAUUCCGCCGGCGGGAAGGAGCGGUCGGGGGAUUUCCUCGCGCUCGGACGGAUUGAGGGGCUUCUGUCGUCGCUGCUGCUGCUGCUGCUGUUCUUCUUCUUCUUGUCGUUCUCGUGCGGUUUCGCGGCGGUCGGUGGAAGCCGGGUGAUCGGGGUUCGGCGGAGAUGCUAGUCGCGAACAGCUUCGAUAUGUGGCGGAAGGACGCCUUCUUCUCCGCGGCCGAGGAGGUCCAGGAAUCCGCCGAUGUGAUGGAAUCGACAUACAGAGCAUGGGCUAGGGAGAUGAGAGAGGCAUUAUCACCUGAAUAUUUGAAUGAUCUCUCUAGGGACCUCCAAACUGCUUUAGGUACAGCAAAGUGGCAGUUGGAAGAAUUUGAGAGAGCAGUCAGGCUUAGCCAUGGGCCUCAUGGUGACAAAACUACGACAGCUAGACAUGGACAGUUUAUUGGGGCCAUUAGAGAUAAAAUCUCUCAUGUUGAAGCAGCGUUGCAAGAAUUUCUUAAUGAGGGGGGAAAACAGCCCCUUCAGUGGGUAAAUCUUGACAAAGAAGAGCGAGAUGAUUUAGCUUUGUUUCUCUCUGGGACUUUGGAACUAUCGCAAACUGCAAAGGAUGAAUUUACAGAGCAUGGAACAUCUUUGAAGGGUUUCAUUGUGGAAAAUUAUGAUAAGAAGGAAGAUGUGGGGUCUAAUACUAAUGCUGCUUGCAGCAGUGGCUUAUUGGAUGAGAGCAAGAGCUCAAAGGAUGGAAAACCUAAUGAGGGUGUUCGCUGUGUGAUAGAUCUAGACGCAAAAGAUCAAGCAGAUAAAAUAGGUGGUACCCGAAGGAUAUGGAGUUCACCCAGCAUGGGGGAUUGGAGAAUUGCUGUUGCAGAUGAUGAAGAGAGAAGUAACCUCAUUUCCACUGUUGUUGACACACCUAAAGAGAAGGCGCCUAGAACUCUUUAUUGGAAGAAUAGGUGUGGUGAACGUACUCAGGCAAUGUCAUUGACCAGAAUGUUCAAUCAGGCAUUUGGACAUUGCCAUGUGCCUCAAAGACAACCUCAUAGUCCACGAAGCUUGCGAUUUAGUUGUUCAGUUCAAUUUAUGCUUGCCCUAAUGCUAACGAUAUUUCUGAUUGUGCCAUUUGUGUUCUAUACGUCAUAAAACAAGUGCUUUAAACCUUAUGAUCCACGUUAAAGGUGUUGGAUCUGUUCUUUCAAAGAUAUAAACAAGGAUGAUUGAUUCUUUUUGCCUAUCUGGUAAUCUUAUGAGGAUCUCAAGUCAACCAAGAAAACUACCUAAAAGUCUCCGGAGUGUCAGUAGUUCGUACGGCAAGCCUGGCAAUGAUUUACUCCUCGAAAAAGCCUUAUGCUGCUUCACAUAUUAAGUGGCACGCAAUACAAUUGUAUCCUUGGUACUCAUAACCAUACGAGCUUCUAGAAGUAGUGGAUACAUGGUAGCUGAGUCCUGUUUGAAUAAGAGGAUUGAGUCUUGAACUCAAAUUAUGUAGACGAAUAGAUAGGUUCAAGCCUUGUUAGGGGGAAAAUUGGGAGCUUAAUUGUACUAUUCUCACUUGUGAAGAGUUUCAGAAAAUCGAAUUGCAGCAUAAAGCUAAUUGUGUCAA
Syzygium oleosum is the source of this 1788-nucleotide messenger RNA. RefSeq lists its product as uncharacterized. The coding region runs from base 351 to 1328 and encodes 325 amino acids. Gene Ontology annotation, biological process: Golgi vesicle transport. The transcript has 6 exons. NCBI's taxonomy places the organism in Eukaryota, Viridiplantae, Streptophyta, Magnoliopsida, Myrtales, Myrtaceae. Gene Ontology annotation, cellular component: membrane. The record is from RefSeq and is a predicted model, not a curated record.